CCAACCGCAAGAUCCUCGCCGCCUGGACCGUUUUCCACAUCCUCCAGCCGGAUUCCCCUGCACAGAGUUUCUCCGCAGCCUCCUGCCUGGAAUCGUCUGCACCUAGCUCCUCCUCCUGCCCGAGCGCCUCCUCCCGCCUGACGAGCUUCUCCACCCUGAGCGCCUCCUGCAGCCCAAGCCCGACUUCCAGCCCGAGCACGACCUCCAACCAGGAGCUCCACCGAAACUCCCCAGCCCCCAGGCCCAUCACCGACGCGCUCUCCCCAGGCUGCUGCACUCUGUUUCUGGGGAGAAGCGGCGCCCGCGAGUGGAGGUGGUCUCAAGCAGUAGGAGAUUUCGUCAUGUCGUCAUUCGCCGGUGUAUCUAUGCUCAUCGGCGAUGAGGUGCACACCACGCCGGCUGUCAACACCUGCGGGGACAGCGGGUACCACCUGCUUGUGGUAAAUGACUACUCGCGCACCUUACGAGAGAUACCCAAUGGCAAGGUAAAUAGCUCUGGGGAUUUCAUGGUAGGAGGCCAUAAAUGGUGCAUCUGUUACUGCCCUAACGGUGCGGACCCCAGUUGUGCGGACUUCAUCUCUCUCUUUUUUGCCCGUUGCUGUGACGAUGAUGGCAUUGAAGAGCCCGUGGAGGCCAAGGUCGAGUUUAGCUUCGUUGACCAGGUUGAGCAUCAAAAGCAGAUGCACAUUCGUGCUAGUAAAUCAUACAGCUUCUCUAGCAAAAGUCCAUCUUGGGGCUUCCCUCGAUUUGUGAGAAGAGAUAUCCUUGAACGAUCAGGUAAUCUAAAGGGUGAUUGUUUCACAAUCCGGUGUGACAUCAUGGUUUGCAAGGAUCUCAACACCAAGUAUGCCGGUGGCACCGUGUCUGACAUACAUCAACAUUUUGACUAUCUCCUUCAAAAUAAGGUGGGUACUGAUGUGACAUUUGAGGUCAGCGGCGAGACGUUCGCUGCACACCGGUGUGUGCUAGCAGCCCGAUCUACGGUCUUCAUGGCACAACUCUUUGGCCCCAUGUCAGAGGGCACUACGUCUAGUGCCAUACAGAUCAAAGACAUGCGAGCAAAAGUGUUUGCAGCUUUACUUCGGUUCAUCUACACAGAUUCAUUCCCGGAGAUUGACAAGAACAACUACCUGGAGGGAGACAAAGCAGAAGUUGUUGAACAAAGACAAGAGGAAGAAGUAGACUAUGUAAUGUGGGUGCAAGACUUGUUUGUAGCCGCAGACAGAUAUGAUCUCCAACGGCUCAAGCUCUUAUGUGAAGAUCUCUUGUCUGAGCAUAUAGGUGUGAGCUCUGUGGCAUCCACUCUUGCUCUAGCUGAGCAACACUACUGCUGCGGAUUGAAGAAUGCAUGCUUGAAGUUUAUCCAAGUCCAGUCUCCCAUGUGUGUAGAAAAAAUAAUGGCCACUGAUGAUUGGGAGCAUAUAACUAUGACCUAUCCCUCUAUUUUGAACGAGCUCAUUUCCAAGCUUGUAUCAAAUCAGAAGGACAAGAAGAGGAAUCACGAGAGGAUGUAAUGCAAGACCUGAAGUAACACCAUUAUGCAUGUAUGGGAUGUAAUCCUCUAGUUAGAUGGUAGUCUGUGUGUCUCGCUUUUGUUUCAUCAUGUUGCUGAGCCAGAAAGAGCCAACAUAUGGGAAAAUGUGGAGGCCUGUCAUUUUAGGUGUAAGCACACUGAUCUGUGCAAGUAACCUAGCUAGUCGUUUCUCCGUUGAUUGUCUUAUAUAUUGUACCUUCCUCUAUCAUGUAAACCCCUUUUCUAGUUGUUAUCAAGAACUAUGCUGAUGGUUUCCUGUUUUA
Lolium rigidum is the source of this 1797-nucleotide messenger RNA. Its product is annotated as BTB/POZ and MATH domain-containing protein 1-like. The coding region runs from base 342 to 1514 and encodes 390 amino acids. NCBI's taxonomy places the organism in Eukaryota, Viridiplantae, Streptophyta, Magnoliopsida, Poales, Poaceae. The transcript has 3 exons. Gene Ontology annotation, biological process: protein ubiquitination. Gene Ontology annotation, molecular function: protein binding. The record is from RefSeq and is a predicted model, not a curated record.